Vicia villosa (hairy vetch) is the source of this 1020-nucleotide messenger RNA. RefSeq lists its product as uncharacterized. Bases 1 to 1020 code for a protein of 339 amino acids. The record is from RefSeq and is a predicted model, not a curated record. Lineage: Eukaryota; Viridiplantae; Streptophyta; Magnoliopsida; Fabales; Fabaceae. The transcript has 5 exons.
AUGGUGGAUUGGGUAAAAUCUAAUGAUGAAAAAGUAAGAGAUGCUUUUGAUCGUGGUCCAAAAAAUUGCACAAUGACUUCCGGUGACAUUCAAAAGAAGCUUGCAACGUGUUGUGCACAUGGAGUUACCAAGGUGAUUAUGUUCUUGAACGACAAAGGGAAAUUUUUGGAACGAUUUAUUACUUUACAUCAUGUUAAAUAUACUACAUCUGAGACACUAAAGGGUGCUCUUUAUGGUAUUCUCGAUUGUCAUACGUUAUCUAUUUCAAGGAUACGAGGGCAAGGAUAUGAUAGAGCUUCAAAUAUGAGAGGUGAGUUUAAUGGUUUACAAAGAAAAAUUCUAGUUGAAAACCUUUAUGCUUUCUAUGUCCAUUGUUAUGCUCACCGUUUGCAAUUGCUGGUUGUGUCCGUUGCUAAUAGUUGCUCAUCUAUUCAAGAUUUCUUUGAAUACAUCUCCUUGAUUGUAACCACAACAAGUGCAUCUUACAAGAGAAAGGAUACUUUGAAGGAGAUGUGGUCCUCCGUGUUAGAGGUGCUUAGUAUUAUUGACGAAGAUGGACGUGGACCAUCUCAAGCGGCGGUUUAUGAUGUUAAAGCUUGGUUGGCUACAUUGAGAGAGACUGGUUGGGAUGAUUUAUUUAUUGAUGUCCAAGAAUUUUGUUUUGCUCAAAGUAUUCCGGUGCCAAAUAUGGAUGAAGAAAUACCGGUUCGGAGACUUUCAAGAAGAGAAGGGAGGACUGUCACUAAUCUUCACCAUUAUCGUGCAGAGAUUUUUUAUGUUGCCGUUAACAAAAUAUGUGUGGAGAUGGAUCACCGGUUUUGUGAAGGAAGUAACAUUGUGCUGGAUUGCUUCUCAUGUCUUGACCCCAAGAACUCUUUUUCCAAGUUUGAUGUUGAUAAGCUUGCUCGUCUUGCUAAUAUUUAUCAUGCAGACUUUUCUGAUGAUGACCGUGGAACAAUGAGGGAGCAACUUGAGACUUAUUAUCGACAACAUCCGUUGAAAGAGUUUUUUCAGCAAUGA